CUGUGCACACCAUGGCGGGCAGAGUGCGAAUGUCAGCCUGGAAGGUGAGCAAAGCUCUUUAAUCGGAGUGAAAACGGGACUGUAAAGAAAGGGAGGUGGUAUCGACGUCUUUUGGGAGACUUUUCGUCUUAAUUUACGCUGCUGGAGCUAACGUAUUUUGCCGGACACGCCGUGCAGUAUUGCCGUUGUGAACGUGUAGAACUCAGGGUGUGUAGCGGGUGGCGAAACUUCUCAGUCGUGGUUGGCAUCUCCCCUGAGGGGAGCGGUUUUCUGGGAACAUGCUUUGUACUUUUCUGAGAGCUAUACAAUAUACAGAGAAGCUGCACAGGUCCUCGGGGAAACGGUUGUUUUUGCCACACCUUGUGCUCAGUAAAGCUUGCUUGAAGACAAAGCCCAGUUUGAGAUGGGGGCUGCCGGGCCAGGAGAAAACAGUGCGCCCUGGACGUGUGCUUGGAGUCCCCCAGAAGACCCUCUGGACGCAGGGACAGAGCCCCCGGGGAGCAGAGGAAGACAGCAGCAAGCAAGUGUCUGUGCGCAGUCAGAGAGGGGAGCCCGCCAUCCCAACGUCACAGAAAGUGAAAGAAGCUGGAAGAGAUUUUACCUACUUAAUAGUGGUGCUUAUUGGAAUCAGCGUUACAGGUGGCUUGUUUUACACGAUUUUCAGAGAACUUUUCUCUUCAACCAGUCCUAAUAAGAUAUAUGGCAAAGCCUUAGAAAAAUGCCGAUCGCAUCCAGAGGUUGUAAGUGUCUUUGGGGAGCCUGUUAAAGGCUAUGGUGAGAUGACAAGACGUGGCCGGAGGCAGCAUGUCAGUUUUAUUGAAUAUGUAAAAGAUGGGCUGAAACACAUGCGUGUGAAAUUCUACAUCGAGGGCUCGGAGCCUGGGAAGCUGGGAACAGUGCAUCUGGAAGUGAAAGAGAACCCAGGAAGUGGCAAAUACGAAUUCCGGUAUAUCUUUGUGGAACUUGAGUCCUACCCUAGAAGAACUAUUGUCAUCGAAGAUAAUCGAUCUGAAAGUAAUUAAAAGAGGUGAGCAGGCCUGCUGUUUCCUGAUGGAUGGUGAAUGGUGCUGACUCACAGCCUGGUCUGUUCAUUUGAGUAAGUCCAUUUGAGUAAGACAGGAAAGAGCAGUUAGCUCAUAAAGGUGACUGUACUGCUUAAUUGCUGCAUGUAGACAAACUGGAUUAGCUUCUGGUACAGUGAAAAAUCGUGAAUAGAGCAUAUCUCAUUGAAUGAUCCACCAUGGACAGUAUUUCUGAUCUACUUAACAUCAUCUUUCAUAAGAAAUUGUUGUUAUCAAAGUUUUACAUCACGUAAAUAAGAAGAUAGGGGUCAGUGUUUUAUGCUUUUCUGUGUUGUCUAACUGUAUAAAAUCUGAAAUAAAAUUAAAAUAAAAAGA
This is a messenger RNA of Manis pentadactyla (Chinese pangolin), 1397 nucleotides long. RefSeq names its product translocase of inner mitochondrial membrane 21 (gene TIMM21). Lineage: Eukaryota; Metazoa; Chordata; Mammalia; Pholidota; Manidae. Gene Ontology annotation, biological process: protein import into mitochondrial matrix. Gene Ontology annotation, cellular component: TIM23 mitochondrial import inner membrane translocase complex. The record is from RefSeq and is a predicted model, not a curated record. Bases 279 to 1022 code for a protein of 247 amino acids. The transcript has 6 exons.